Molecule: messenger RNA, 604 nt
Organism: Emiliania huxleyi CCMP1516
Lineage: Eukaryota; Haptophyta; Isochrysidales; Noelaerhabdaceae
Exons: 1
Source: RefSeq, a predicted model, not a curated record
AUGAGCGCGGCAUUUCAGAGUGUGGGACAGCUCAGCCCGCUGCCGCGCGAGGCGCUCGACAUCGCAGCGGCUGGGGUGCCGGCGCGUGUCGCGAAAACUCGUGGGUAUCGGGGCGAGCUCAUCCUCUUCACUGCCGACGAGAACAUGGCCGGCUGGGGCUUCCACUUUGUCAACCAGCUGCGCAGACGCGGCCACGAGCACUGGCUGAUCAUGGCCGACUCCGCGGACAACUGUGCCGGGAUGCACGCGCAGUGGGAAAAGAUGGUGUCAUCGUACAGCGAGGCGCCCCUGUCGUGUGCCUAUUCCUCGUAUCCCAAGCAGCACUCUGGCUGGGCGCAGUGGACACGCGCAAACCACCCCGACAAGAUGCACCAGGUCUACAUCUUCUGGGCCACGCGCUGGUGGGUAUCGCUCAAGCUGAUGCGGGAGGGGCUCAACAUCCUCUCGCUGGACGUGGACGCGGUGCUGCUGGGCGACAUCUACUCGCGGCUGCAUUCGCCGCCGAUGGUGCACCAAGACGUGAUCAUCACUCGCAACGACGACGGGUCUCAGAGCCUCAACUGCGGGUUCGUCUACUUCAACCGGGGCGCUUCCCGGGCGCGCC